GGAAAAUAUUUUGCGCCCGUGGGUCAGUCGGCGCCAGGAGAGGACCACGAGUGAGACCCAGACCGAGACCCAGAGGACCCAGCGAGGCCAGGACAACCUCUCCUUCCAUAUGCAGGGUGCGCGGGAAUAAGAAUUCAACUAUGAAGUGGAGAGACAGGAUAUCAAUACUGUCAAGAAAACGUAACCGGAGAAGUGGUGUGGGGGGACAGCCCAAUGGCUCAGCCAGCAGCAGCCUGGCCUCGGGCUCUGGCGUGGCCAGGCAGGCCACCGAGCCUGCUCCCAGCACUGGCUCCAGGGAGAGCGUGGAAACGACCCUCUCCCAGCUGCGGCCUGUCAUUGGCCCGGACCACAAGAGCUACUACAUUCUGCUGCGGGGGAACGGUGACCUCUUCACCUGCAUCCAGCCGGCCAAGAACGUCAUCAACAGCCUGGAUGAUAUGAUGAAGAAUGUCAUGAGCAGUGUCAGGUCCGCCAAGGCGCCAGAAGUGACUGCUCACCCCAAGCGGCCCAGACCUAGCCAGGCCAAGACCUACUCCACUUCCACUGUGCACAAACACGGGGUCAGUGGCCGGAGGAACGGGGUGCAAGCGGUGCUGCUGGGCGAAGGGAAUGCCCCAGUGGCUGGCGUCCGGCUCGAGGACAUGCUUGUGAUGAGGGAUAGGGGGAGUGUGGGGGCAAGCAGCAUUGUGCAGAGUGUUGCCACUGGCAGGACAGUGCCACAAGUGAACAGUGAACUGGUGGUAUCCCAGCGGCCAAGAGCAGGUGUUCUCAUGCCUCAACCCACAGUGCAAAGUAGGUUAGUUUCCCAAACUAGUACAAAUAACAACAUUGUGAAGCCGGAACCCACUCUUCUCCUCUCUCAAGACAGCAGUGAGGAAAUCAGUCAGAGUUCAGAGUUCCUGCCCUCUCAGGAUCUCCUGAGGGCGACCCUGAGUGCUCCUCUGCGGAGAAAGGAGACCACCGGCCAGACCAAAGUGACCAAUGGCCUUGAGGGUCCUGCAGGCCAGACCAUUCCAAACACACAGCCCAAGAAGACAGAGGCAGCAGCAGGGAGCAGCCUGAGCAGCAUGCUGGCCAGCAUAGCGCCGAACACCCUGCAGGAGCUGCAGCUCAUAGCCAAGGAGGGCACGGUGCUGACAGAGCAGGAGAUUGCAGCGCAGAUCAAGACACUCAUAGAGACGGAGCAGCUCAUGAUGGUGGACAACACACAGAUCAUUGUGUUGAGAGUGUCGGAGCGAGAGGUGAUAGUGAAGCUGGUCCUGAGUGACUUGCCAGUGAGGCCAGUCACUGAGGUGCAGGUUAAGGCCCAGACAAACCACCAACAACACCUAAUACAACAACAACAGCAGCAACAGGAACAGCAACAGCAGCAGCAACAGCAACAGGAUCAACAGCAGCAGCAACAACAGCAGCAGCAGCAGCAGCAGCAGCAGCAGCAGCAGUACGCCACAUACAUUAGCAGUGGCAAGAGUUUUCUGAAGGCGGUGAAGCAUGAACCCAUAGUGAAGCAGGAGGUGACCAUCUCUCCCUGCAUCUCCCCAGUGCCUGGGGAGGACUGCUUCUCCCAGGACAUGCUGGUGCCUCGGCCCACCCAAGACACCGACCUGGACUGUUUUUUCUCCUACACUGAGGGAAAGCAGGCCUUUGAAGGGAUGAGAGGCAUCUCUUUGGACCCCACCUGUAUGCUGGAUACUCUUGCUGAACCCCUGGUGGAGUCGCUGGUGAACACAGCACAGCAGCAGCAGCAGCAAGAUGAGCUGGAGAAACUGCCCUGUGAGGUGGGUGACCUGGACGAUCUGGGACAGUCUCUGCUGGAGGGCACCGGGGAGAUUGUGGUGAUCCAGCAGGAGGAUGGAACCUUGGUCACCCAGGAUGGAAUUCCAAUCUCAAGUGAACUGCAGUACUUGAUAGCCAGUUCACAGCAGGACUUCACCUCUUCCCUGGGACCUGAGGGUCAGAAUAAUCAUAUCUUAGUGCCUCCUGAAGCCUUUGAAGACCACACAGUAGAUGUUAACUGUGAGCUGUGAACUAAAGGCUUUGCAGAGUAAGUGUAAAUGGUGAUGCACUUAACCUUUAUCUUGAUCUUUAUCUCCCAAGAAAUCUCUGCUGGGUCUCCACACUUGAGGGUGGGUAGUGUUCCUUGAUGUAUUAAGGAUUACAUGGAAGUGUUUAUGAAGUCUUGAUAAAGUUGCUGACCAGUCUUCAUACUGCCAAUAUUCUUCAACUUCAAACUUUUCCACAAAUAUAUAGAAGUGAUAGAACAGAAGCUUCUCUAGAAUGACAGAAUAGCAACUUAGGGGGAAACUGGGGGAAAAAACUUUUUGAUAUUAGGUACUGGAUUUGUGGAAAACAACUUAUCACUAUUUUAACAACUCAAUGACAGUGACCAUAUCAGCAGCAAGUGAUAUUAAACCAUCACAUUUUGCUCAUUACCUUGACAUUUAGAUCUGCCCCAUUGACACACUCACACAAGUAACAUGUUAGCAUUGUGGCAGGCACAUCUCUCUCAUCCUGCUCCAAUUUCAUGUUAUCAGUGCCAGUUUGAAACCUUCCAUUUAUUCUGUGUGUGUCCCAACCACUAGACAUAACUAGAUCUCCUGAACAGUGCCUGAAACCCUUCACUGUGCUGUGUGGGUGAGUGGUGACACUUAUUCCUGCACACACUCCUCUCUGUCUUCCUCCUGGCUCACUAUAAUAUUCCCUACAUAACAGGUGGAAGACAGAGUUGAAAGAGUAUGUCAGGAGAAGGUGCAAGGCAACAGGAAGCAGGAACUCUGAUUAGUGGGGACUUUGAUGUCAUAGUUGCACCAGUGGAGACAGUUAGUGGAGAGAGCAAGGCAUCAAGAGGCAAAGAAUAGAAUUUACACAUAUCACUAAUCAUGUAAUGCAGAAACUUAUAUCUAAUUUGACUGAAGAGUAAUAUAAUUUUUGAUAUGGUUUCAGAUUAGUGGUGGUAGAUUGCCAGUUACAGGGAAGUGGAUAAUCAAUGCAUGUUUUAAAAGUUCUAAAAUGUGUAGAGCAAGUCUGUUUACUUACAUUUCUAAAGGUUACAAGCUUCUGUGCAAAAUAAUCAGCCUUGAGUGAAUGCCCAGGGAAUUGUGUGAUGGACAGGAACUCUUCGCUUAUUAAUGUGGAAUUUCAGGGAAUCAUUGCAUUUUUUUUUAUUACAGAAGCCAUCACAAUCACAAGAUCCAGAAAAGACAUUUAUUCUGACCUGUCACCUUUAGCCCCUAACCUCCAGAUCAUGUGUAUAGUUGUAAAUAGACAUUGAGGCAUUUUCCAUUAAUUUGAGUACCAAGGAAAGUUUUAUUUUGAUUGGCAGGCACAGUUAUCUCAGUGAUGAUGUGGUCUGCUCAGUCAUAUGUCUCCUGGAACGACUUGCAUCUCGCUUAGCCAGUGUGUUGUUUGUCAGUUGCCUAUGUGCCGGGAGGUUAGAGGUCAGGUGUUGUGUUGACGUGUGGCAGCGUGUGUGCUGUCCUCAUGUCCUAUGCAAAUCAGGCCAAGUCUUACAGAAUGGCUAGGAUGAAGCAUUUUCCUGGUAUUUCAUGUCAUGGUGUUUUGCAGUGUUUCUUUAAUUGUGAUAUUGUUCCAAUGACUCGACACCACAGGAAGUGCAGCUCGUGAGGAGUUGACCUAAAAGUGGCUGUGUAUACUGGCCUUGACUACAUCCCUGGUGGGCCUUCAGAUCACCUCAGGACCACUCCUGUGACACUUGUUGUAGUGCAGUGUAGCUCCUUGUCUCCUAAAGUGAUGUGUAGCAAAGAAACCCAUCUGGUCAUUGCCUACCUCUCACUGUACAUUAUCACCAGCAAGUUACACUGUUCCCUUGGUCGGAUGUUGUGUUGUCCUUGGAAGUGAAGGUUAUUCAGUGCUGUGUUUUGUUGCUCCUUGUUUCCAGUACCUGCAGACUUGUCACAGCACAGGUUGUCCAGUCUUGAUAAAGAUGUGUGUGUGUGUGUGUGUGUGUGUGUGUGUGUGUGUGUGUGUGUGUGUGUGUGUGUGUGUGUGUGUGUGUGUGUGUGUGUGUGUGUGUGUGUGUGUGUGUGUGCAGGUGCUUUUACAGGAUCAAAGGUGAUGCAAUUUUUUUUCCUUUUUAUGGUAUAUAGCAAAUAUAAAGUGAGGUGAUCUUGUACUGACUUUGUGUAAAGUGUUUUGUUUCUUUAAAAUUAUGGUGAUUGAUUGAUUGAUUUGUUUAUUUAUAAAGGUAUUUUGUUUAUAUUAUUUUUUAGAAAGGUCAGUAUUUUUUAUAUUUCAUAGGAAAUCUUCAGUACAACAAGAAAGGAAAUUAGAAAGUAUUGUUUUUUUAUUAAUUUUCUUAGUGUAUGUGGUACAGCACACAUACAGGCUGUGUUGCUUCACUGUGUGUUUUGUGGAAGAUGUAGGAAUGUAGGUACAGCUUGAACUGAUACACUGGUGGUGACUUGUUCUCACCAAACACUGGAGAAUCAUGUGAACUGUGAUACUGCAAAACUUAGUAAAACAGUAAGACUUCCAUGUAAUCAGCAGUAGGUAUCACACUACUUACUGGCUGAGUGUAACCUGUUAUUGUCAUCUUUAGUGAGAUGUGUGACUAUGUUUUAAAUUGUUUGUAUUUAUUUAUUUUUUGUAUUUGUACCUCACUCACUGACAAGGGUCUUAUUGUGAGGUACAUGUUCCUGAAUUCUAGUAAUUCAGCAAUUCACAAAACUUUAUUUAAGGCUUUUGUAAAUAUUAUGAUCAGAGUCUAGAAACUGAAGGCUUUGGUCUGAGUUAUUCAUAUCACUUGUCCAUACAUGUUUGUGUGGAACGAGUGACAGUGUGGUGGGCAUUUACGUCAUGAUGCAACGGUGGGACGCUUCUUCCACUGAGACCUUUCUCUUGCACAGUGCAGCACACCUCUGCUCAUUGACUGUGAGGUGUGGUGUGCAGUACGAGUACUUCCAUGAGCAUUCCAUGAAGAUGAUUCAAAUUGAUACUCCAAAAAUAUCAUCUGAACACACACACACACACACACACACACACACACACACACACACACACACAUUAUUAUUAUUAUUAUUAUUAUUAUUAUUAUUAUUACACACACACACACACACACACACACACACACACACACACACACACACACACACACACACACACACACACACACACACACAUCUACUUCAGUUUGGUGUUUAUUGCCAUCAGUUUCAAGUCACAGUGCAGUCCUCUUAUGAGAAUCAGUCAGGAAAGUAUUAGUGCAAGAAUUCUUGGAGAAGACUUGUCACUUUCCUUCUGCCAGUUUAGAAAGUCGUAAAUGAUGGAUAUCUGCCAACCACGACCGCUGCUGAGCCCCACUGCCACCCUGUCUCAUCUCAGUGGUGGGGAGUGCCAGGGUCUUGUGUUUUCUUCUAGUCUGGAGGUCAAGAAUUCAAACUAUGUAUAGGAACAAAAAAAAUGUAUUUUUCUAUAUCCUAGUUUCAGUCGUAGGUUUUUUGCCGUCAAGAAUUCAGUGUUUUUGAUAAUUUAUUUUUGUGUAAACUUUGUCAUUUAUCAAAGUUUGCCUCAUGCAUUACUCCUGAGGUUUUUUUCCCUCUCUUCUACUCUCUUAGCUUAUUGUAAGUAAGUACAGGUCCAAAUUUGAUCAGGAUAGCAACAUGUCGAGUAAUCAGUCAGUUUUUCAUUCCAGGAACUCACCGUCACUUAGUUAAUUUUGUGAAACUAGAUAUGGCAAAUACCUUGAUAUCAUUCACUGUUUUGGUUCAGAACUCUGCUGCUGAAGCCAGAUAAGUCAACUAUUUAUUGUAUGAUCAGGAAUUUUAUAAAACCAGAUAACAACAUUAACAAUGGACGGACGUGGAAACGCGUCGGAACCAAAACUGGCACUUGUUACUUAGAGUCGAGUUGAGAAGACUUUGGAAUCAGGAUUGAGCCAAAUUGCAGCACAUCCAGAUUCGUGAGACACCAAAUACUUCAUUGUAGCCUGUGCGUGUCUUCAUGGCAAUUUGUGACCAGCAUGGAUGAUUGCUCCCCAUUAACAAGAAUAUUCAAAUUCCAUAUGAAUGUAUUGCUAUUUUUGUAUAAGAAAUAAAGAAAGUUGUUAAAA
Molecule: messenger RNA, 6067 nt
Organism: Portunus trituberculatus (swimming crab)
Lineage: Eukaryota; Metazoa; Arthropoda; Malacostraca; Decapoda; Portunidae
Product: mediator of RNA polymerase II transcription subunit 12-like
Exons: 6
Coding region: 141-2027 (628 amino acids)
Source: RefSeq, a predicted model, not a curated record